AUGGCGCACGAGUCACCGUACCGCAACGAUGCGCAGCUCCAGAAAGGCUGUAUCGUCGAAGUGCGCGGGAUCUUCGAGCCGAACUUCCCGCGCUCGUGGUUCAAGGCCGAGGUGGUCGCUCCUCCUAUUCCGUCCCAGCCCCGCGACCAGAAGCUCGGGAACACGCGAGUCGAGUAUCAGGAGAGCUUCAAGCAGUACAUCGCCUCGCUCGCCGACCCGGAGUUCGACGAGAUGACGUCGAGCAACGAGCUCGCCGACCUGCGAGUGGACGGCCCCUACCACUGCCACCACCACUUUAUGAUGCCGCGGGACCCCCACGUCCAGGGGCACGACAGCGAGGUCGUCAUUCAGUACAGCAAGCCCUUCGCGAACGAGCUCACGGACUCGUCCUUCCGCAACGCCCUCUCCGGCGUCAUCACCCCGCUCUCCGCCGUCCGCCCGGCGUACGACGACGACGGCGACGACAUCGACUUCGCGUCGCUGCAACUCCGGGACGCGAUCGACCUGUGGUACAACGGCGCGUGGUGGGAGGGCUACGUGUACGCCUUCGAGGACGAGGACGCGUCCUCCUGCACCAUCAUCUGCCCCGAGGGCCGCGAGCUGUACCAGGUCACUCUUGCCGAGCAGCGCGACGCCAACUGGACCACGUUCAAGCAGCUGCCGGAGAUCGACGUGUCCAGCGGGCAGCCGGUGAGGGGGCGGAGCAAGAAGGUCAAGAAGGUCGCGCGGAUGCCGUAUCGGAUCCGCGUGGGGAAGGAUUGGAGUUGGGAGCAGCGGGAGCUGCGCGCGCGGCCGCCGUGGGUGGGCGCGUUCACGCUGAUGGACGGGACGAAGGGCAAGGGCGUGGACAGCCGCGCGCGUGCGUCGAGGGACCUCUCCGCGCGCGGCGCUCCGAGGGUCGCGGGGCAGCGCCGGGCGAACCGCGACCUCUCGCUGGCGCCUGCGCCUUCGCGGCAGCCGGAGCGCGCCGCGAGCGCGGGCGUCCCCGGGGAGGGCGCCGUGCCGGAGAAGAAGAAGAAGUCCCCUCCCGCGGUGGUGCCCGCGCCGACCGGGAACGGCGAGCCGCCGUCCGGCGGCGAGCCGCCGAAGCUCACGUCGGAGCCUGCGGCGGCCGCGCGGGCCGGCGGCGGGCCGGGCGGCGCCAAGCGCAAGCGCGCCGCGCAGGCCGCGGCGGCGCCGCACGAGGAGAAGGCGCCGGUGGCCAGCGCGGCCGAGGUGACGGAGACCGCGGUGGUGAAGCGGGCGAAGACAGCGGCGGCGCGGGGCGAGGGUGGCGCGGGCGCUGCGAGCGGGAGCAGCGAGGAGGGGCGCGUGCGGAAGGCGGAGGAGCGGCGCGCGGUGCAGGCGCGCCGGGUCGCGGAGGAGCAGCGCGCUGCCAAAGAGCAGCAACAGCAACAGCAGCUGGACCCGGUGAGGCAGCGCGAGGCGCUCCUGGAGGAGCAGUGGGUGAAGUACACUGGCGAGAGGAAGGCGGUGGGGGCGGGAAAGGAGGCGAGGAAGGCGGAGAAGUCGGAGGUUGAGAAGAAGAGAGACGCCGAGAGGAUGAAGCAAAAGGAGAAGGAGAAGCGGGAGCAAAAAGAGAAGGAGGGACCCGACGGGACGUCGUUCGACGACCUCCUCAUGGCGCCGUCGGCGAAGCGGCCGGCGACGGCGAAGCCCCGCGGCGCGCGCAGGGCGGAGGAGGAGGCUAUGUUGCGGAAGAGGGAGGAGCAGCGGCGGGAGCACGCGCUGCGGCUCUCGCGGGCCAACGGGGCGGAGGGGGCGGCCGCGGCGGACCGGCUGCGCGACAGGGACCGCGACAGGGACCGCGGGGGCGGGCGGGGGCCUGCGGUGGCCGUGCGCGCGGCGGCGGUGCUGCGGCUGGACGAGGUGCGCGCGACGACGAUCUGCAUCGACAACGUCGGGUUCGACGUCGACAGCGAGGAGCUGAAGAGGGCGCUGCAAGUUUUUCUCGGCCCGGAGAGCGGCCUGCAGGAGGCGCACAGCAACUGCAUGCAAGUCGGCUCCGACUCGAUCCGCAGCGGGUGGGGCUACGCGCGCUUCAAGAGCCCGGAGGCCACCGCAGCUGCUUUGAAGCGCCUCAGCGCCGCCACGCUGGUCUUCGGCACCGACGACGGCAGCGACCCCGGCACGUUCCCGCGGCCCCUGCUGCCCCACGAGCCCCAGUGGCCCCCGGGGGACAGCGGCAAUGAGUCAGGCGACGUUGGGUACCUGCACAAGUCAUGGGAGGGGCCGGGGGGAGCGACGGGCCCGCGCGUCGAGACCGCGACGCACACGCCGCAGCCCGGGCUCGCGGAGUGGGAGGACGCCAAGAUGUGGUCGUGGCUGCACCUGCGCCACCAGACGGCGCGCGACAGCCUGCUCCAGGAUCACGUCGAGGAGAUGCAGGGGCUACUGAAGGAGGACGCCUUCGUCAGCGCUGCCGCUGAGCACGGCGCCGGCGGCGCGCCGCCGCUCCGCCCCGCCGACGCGGGCGCCGAGGCCCUGCGCAGCACGAUCUUCGUGAAGCACCUCGCGAGCGACGUCACGGAGGACGACCUGCGUGUCGGGUUCGAUCAGUUCCUUGACUUGGAGGAAGUGACGCUCGUGCGGGACCCGGUGACGCGGCGGCCGCGCGGGCGCGCGAUCCUGAGGUGCCGCAACGCGGACGCGGCGGCCGCCGCGGUGCCGGAGUUCAACAGCAUGCUGCUGCUGGUGAAGUAUACCCCGCGCGUGGUGACGGUGGUGCCGGCGACCGCGGGGCGGUGGCAGGCGGUGUGGCGCAACGGCGGGCGUGAGCCGGAGCAGGGCAUGUCGGUCAAGUCGCAGGCGGUCAUGGACGCGGCGUACCGCGCGCUCGGCGGCGCGGCGGCGCACGCGCCGCGGGGGGGGGGUGUUGCGAUCGUGGAAGACAAGACGCUGGGGGCGAAGGCGGCGGCGACGAUGCGGCGCGUGAGGGCGAUGCUGCAGCGGCAGUGGGAGGAGCGGCGCGAGCUGCAGGCGGUGCUGAGGGAGGAGCUGCGGAAGCUGCACAAGGAGCAACAGGAGAAGCUGGAGAAGAGCGUCAAGUACUUCAAGAUGGCUCUGAACGUCACGAACAGCAAGCUGUUGCAGACCACCCUCGGGGUUGACCCGGGUGGGGGCGCGGCCGUCGCGCACGACGUGGCCACGGGCGAGAACAUCCAGAGCAGGGUGUUGCGGGCGAACGUGCCCACGGAGCUGCGCGUGACGGAGCAGGAGGUGCGGAACCAGGUGAGGUUCGAGCAGGAGAUGGGCGCGCAGCAGUGA
This is a messenger RNA of Pedinophyceae sp. YPF-701, 3267 nucleotides long. Lineage: Eukaryota; Viridiplantae; Chlorophyta; Pedinophyceae. The record is from the annotation of a GenBank genome assembly.